AUGUCGAAGCGAACGCUCGCCGAGCAGCCCUCGGCCCCGGAGCCCGAGCGCCGCCGCGUCGAUGGCGCCCAGCCCAUGAAGGAAGAGGAGGGCAUGGGCGAAUUCGAGGACCCCUUUGAAGACGAGAUUGAGAGUGACGGUGAAAUCGUACACCACGAGGAUGACGACAUGGACGAGGAGGACGACGAGCCCGAGACACAGACCAAGCCGUUCAUGCCGGGCACCAUGCAGCUGGAGGAGGGACAGACGCUCGUUCCCGAUCAGUCAGCGUACCACAUGCUGCACCGCAUGAACGUGACGUGGCCGUGCUUGUCGUUCGACUUUCUCCGGGAUCAUCUCGGCUCGCAGCGGCAAAGCAUGCCGCACACCGCCUACGUUGUGGCUGGUACACAGGCGGAUACGGCGAAGAACAACGAAGUGCUUGUCAUCAAGGCAAGCUCGAUGCACCGCACACAGCACGAUGAUGCUGCCUCCGAUGACGAUGAUCAGGACGACGACGUCGACGAAGACGCCGUCCUGGAAUACAAGACCAUUCCGCACCUAGGCGGCGUCAACCGCGUGCGCGCUGCCCCGACGACGACGCCCACGUCGGACCUGGAGCCGUGCCUGGAUGCAUACCCCGUCGCGACGUGGUCCGAGACGGGCAAGGUGCACAUUUGGGACGUGCGCCCUCUCUUCAAUGCUCUCAACGUGCCUGGCACGACGAUCGACAAGAAGAAGAUCGAGACGCCUCUCUUCACUGUGAAUACACACCGCACGGAAGGAUUCGCGAUGGACUGGGGCGGCCUGCUGGGCGGUGGAGCGUCGGGUCAUGCGGGCCACUUGCGUCUCUUGACCGGUGACAUGCACAGCAAGAUCUUCCUUACCACUAGUAACAAUACGGGCUUUACGACGCACGCCACGCCGUUCGAGAGCCACACGUCCUCCGUCGAAGACUUGCAGUGGAGUCCGACGGAGCCGACGGUCUUUGCGUCGUGCUCGGCGGACCGCAGUAUCCGCAUUUGGGACGUGCGGAUCAAGUCGCACCGAUCCGCUCUUACGGUCGACGCCGCGCACGAGCAAGACGUGAAUGUCAUUAGCUGGAACCGCGGCACACAGUUCCUGCUCCUCUCCGGCGGCGAUGACGGCGCCCUGAACGUAUGGGAUAUGAGGUCGUUCAAGCCGAACCAGACCCCGAGUCCCGUGGCGCACUUUGACUGGCAUCGCGCGCCGAUCAGCAGCGUAGAGUGGCAUCCCGAGGAAGACAGCAUCUUUGCCGCCUCGGGCCGCGACGACCAAGUCACGCUGUGGGACUUGGGCGUCGAGCGCGACGACGAAGAAGAUCCCGCGCAGCUGCCCAAGGGACCGAAUGGCCAACCGGUGCCGAGCCAGCUGCUUUUCUGCCACCACGGUGCGUCGGAUAUCAAGGAGGUGCACUGGCACCCCCAGAUCCCUGGUAUGCUCGGCUCGACGUCGUCGGAUGGCUUCCACUUUUUCAAGACGAUCUCGGUCUAA
Malassezia restricta is the source of this 1494-nucleotide messenger RNA. Its product is annotated as ribosome assembly protein RRB1. NCBI's taxonomy places the organism in Eukaryota, Fungi, Basidiomycota, Malasseziomycetes, Malasseziales, Malasseziaceae. The coding region runs from base 1 to 1494 and encodes 497 amino acids. The record is from RefSeq and is a predicted model, not a curated record. Gene Ontology annotation, molecular function: protein binding. The transcript is spliced from 2 exons.